Molecule: messenger RNA, 405 nt
Organism: Adineta ricciae
Lineage: Eukaryota; Metazoa; Rotifera; Eurotatoria; Adinetida; Adinetidae
Source: the annotation of a GenBank genome assembly
AUGACAGAUUUUGCGAAAGUAUUUAAUGUUUAUUCUUCGGAACCAGCUGCUGAACAAAAAGAAGAGAAUGGAUCAUUCGAAGAAGUCAAACGAGUCAAUGCUAGUAUUAAUCAAGACUUUUCGAAAGAUUUUGUCAGAAUCACAAUAAAAAUUCCAACUAUGAAAACCGGUAUUAACUGGCGUAAAUUCACACGUGAAGCAAAGAAUGGAAUCACAACAGAAGCUACCUAUCAUGGAAAUAAUCUGAAAUUUGAAUUCAUUCUCAAUCGUGGAAAAUCGAAUGAAACAAAAUAUCAAUUCUCAACUCGAGAACCUCUCCAUGGACCCAUCGAAUACAACAAAAGUUAUUUAAAAUACAAAGAUGAGUAUGUUCUCUGGUUUGUCCAUAAAUCUCAAUCUUGGUAA